Vitrella brassicaformis is the source of this 2643-nucleotide messenger RNA. The record is from the annotation of a GenBank genome assembly. Lineage: Eukaryota; Vitrellaceae.
GCCGCUGGUGGACCCGACUGAUGCCGUUCACACAUACAUACACCAACAGCCAGCCAGCCAGCCAGCCAGCCACGCAGCAGUCGCGCUGUUGGCGCAUUGUAGUCGCGCUAGCCAACAGCCAGCCACCCAGAGAGCCAUGCAGCCGUCAUCAAUCACGCGUGCAUGACCAUAGGGUUGAUGUUCAGCAGCAGCCCAUGCGACUCCUCCAGUUGCUGCGCCAGCAUCUCGCUGUACACACUCAGGAAACACUCAAGCGAACACCUAUCCUCGGCUUCAUCGGCUGACAGCUCGGGUGGGGGCUGCGAUGUGCCGAUGUAGGAAACAUCCUGACACUGAACAAGGAGAUAAACACGGAGACAUGGAUGUACUCAGAAGGAACACAUGCGUACCUUCUGCAAAUGGCAGGCUCUGAGAAAAAGGUCAUCGAGUUGUGAGAUGCUCUCGUAUCCAGCCUUGUCCAGCACAUCCUUCAACUGACAGGCAGACAGACAGACAGGCAGGCAACACGAAGGCGAUAUAGCCAUGGUUCCCUUGAGGAUGUCUCCCUCCCUACAUUCCCACCUCGUCCUUGAUCAUUGGCUGCAGGAAGUCCAGGUCAGCGAUGCCAAUGUCAGCAAAGCUCUGUGGCUUCAGCAACUCGUCCGCACCGACCUCGUCGCCUGCACUCUCAGAUGCAAAGAAUUGAUGCAAUUCUGGAGCCCAGCCUCUUGUUUUGGCAGUACCAUAGUUCUGCCUGUCGGCGACUGAUCGUCUGUGUGGGGCAGGGAUGUCUUUGCGGACACUGGGCACACCGAAGAUGCGCUUCGAAUCAGGCCAAGCAUUCGAUCUGCAUCCUCAGAUCGAGAGACAUGGGGCGAUGGUGACGUGUCUCCUCUUUGCAUGUCUGUUAUUUGUCUGUCUGCGCUGGGGCUAACCUCCCUGGUUUGGUGCAUCUGCCAACGUUGGCGUCAGCUUCUUGGUCAUGCGCGGGAUAGAAGCCCUUGACGAGAUCCUUGACCUUCACCUCAUCCUCGCCUGCCAACCAUCACUUACCAUCAGAAGAGCUGCCUGUCCCCAUUUGUCUCUACCUGAAGGCAGGCCGUAGAAGAAAUCAGGCGGCACGGGGGGCGCCCCAUGCCCCUUGGUCUUGGAUCGACCGAUCUCCCCAUUCGUGACCUUCCGAAAGUCCUCCGUCAACUGGAUGCAAGAGGGCGAGUAGCUUUGUAUUCAUCUGUCUUCGUGUCUCGCCGUCGCAGCUUACCUUGCCGACGAUUUUAGUCUUGGGGUAGGCUCCAGGGUCAGGUUUGUUGCCUGCGGCAACCUGAAGGUCGUGACAACCGACCAUGCUCUUGCGAGUGCCAUCGAGCUCCUGCAGUGCAAGACAAACAAGACAUAGAUUUCAUUUUCUGCAUCAGUAUGUGUCUCACUCACCCACCGGGUACUUUUCAGUCGCUCCGAAUGCGUAUGUGUUUGGAUUGACACCCUCUGGCCACUGGUACCGGCGGUUGACAGGCUCGCCUGGAUCAUAGUCGCUGUGCGUCUUCUUGUAACGCUCCUUUAUCUCGUCUGUCACGCGUAUGCAUGCAGACGUUUGACAGAUGUGUGCCUUCUCGUGGCGUCUGACCCGUUUCCAGUGGUUUCUCCCUCGGCCAGAUGGCCCUCUUGACCGCAUCCUGACCUGAAGCGACGACAAUCAAUGGAGGCAGUGGACCACGAUGGCGUCGCAUUUCGUACCCUCGGGGCUCUGUUUCACACCAAAGCGGAAGCCGGCCUCAUCCGUCUCUGAAUGGCAAAGCCACACGACGCAACACACAUACGCUCGAUUAGGCAUCCCGGGCUGUUGACUUACUUGCGGGAAGGACGUGGCCCCGGAACAUGGACUUGCCCCGAGGCUCCCUGCACACACAUCAACACAUACUAACAGCAUGUACAUGAGAGCCAUUGAGACACGCCCUCUACCUUCUUCUGCUAGCGUAGAGUGUCUCUUCCUUGCGGUCAUCAUCGAAGGCCUUGAGGCCGAACUUGAGCUGCGACUUCAUCACAUCGGCCGCCGUCACGCCCUGCACAGACCUGCGCACAUGGCACUCGAGACAGAGGAGUGAAAACCGAGUGCCUUCUUAUGUGGCUCACGUUUGUCCGAAUCGUGAUGUGAAUGGGUCGAUGGGGAGGCCCUCCCUGAGUCCCCAGUGCAGGUUGUUGGCGCCUUGCGUCAUGUUCUUGCGAUACUUCUUCUCUCGAGGGGGUGUAGACGGAGGCUGACAGAGAUAGACGGGGGAGGCAGGAGAUAGGGAGAAAUGUCAGUGCAGCAAGGGUAUUUGCUCGCCUGGCGGUAUUUCUCCGGGUGUAUGCAGGUCUCUGUUGACUCGCCGUCGUGGACAUGGCCCUUGCCAGCCGGGACAAUGAAUGGGUAGGGGUCCUUCUGCAGUGGCCUUGCGCCACUUGCCAUGCCGGGCAUGGGAGGGCCGGGCACACCAACCUGCAAUGUCGUCAUACUUGGCGACGGCUCCGGGACCCUCACUGAACUGACGUUAGGCGAGCUCCUGGGUGGGCGGCGUUCGCGUUCGCGUUCGCUUUCACUUUCGCGUUCGCGUUCGGCGAGAACACGCUCGGAGAGGGGAAGGAGGCGUGGAGGAGGGGAAAAACGUGGCGAACGGUGGGAGCCCG